AUGCAUUCUUCUACCAUUGCAGCCAUUUUGGCAUUUACUGUCGGCAUGACUGUGAAUGCCGUGCCUGUUGUUCGCCCGGAAGGCACUCCCGAGCCUCCAGCUGAUCGACUUCGGACAACCCUUGAGAAUUCUGGCGCUCAGCCUCAGCUGCGUUGUAUUAACAGCAUCAGAAGCGAACUUGCUGAAAAUGAAUUCACUACCCCUUCAGUUGGGAAGAGAGACCAUCCGUACAAGUCUCCUCCUGCCUGUGGCGAUAUGACCGAAAUAUCCAUUGGAAUACCCUGCAUUAGCUCAGACCUUACCGACGAGCUCAAUCGCCAACCCAACCCCGUUUCCCUUCCCGGUGCUGCCAACGCACGAGUUAUCAAAAGAGACCCUCAGCGCCGACCCGGUAACGAUGAUCGCAUGGGAGGCCAUCUCGGGAUUCCGGACUCUCCAACUCUCGAAGAAUUGCUAGACAGGGAGAAGCAAGCCGGCUUCCGCAAGGAAAAGAGGCAGUCCCACGACAAAACCCGCCCGCUUCUUCUUCUCGACCCUAAUGCCAAGGGCGAUUUUGACGACAGUUGUUGA
Molecule: messenger RNA, 570 nt
Organism: Bipolaris maydis ATCC 48331
Lineage: Eukaryota; Fungi; Ascomycota; Dothideomycetes; Pleosporales; Pleosporaceae
Source: RefSeq, a predicted model, not a curated record